AUGUCUCCAUACCAAGUAGUGUUUGGAAAGUCGUUUCUUUUGCCCGUGAAAUUGGAGCAUAAGGCGUAUUGGUCCAUGAGAAGGAUCAAUCUUGACUUUGAAAAGGCCAGGGUCGAACGGAAGUCGCAACUCAAUGAAUUGGACGAGUUUCGAAUGGAGACGUAUGAGAGUUCUAGUAUUUGUAAAGAAAAGAUGAAGAAAUAUUAUGACAAAUUGAACGAAAGCGGGAGUUUACUGAACGUGAUCGAGUUAUAUUCUUCAAUGCACGACCCAAGUUAUUUCUCGGAAAGUUUAAGUCAAGGUGGUCAGGACUGUUUAUGA
Molecule: messenger RNA, 321 nt
Organism: Striga hermonthica
Lineage: Eukaryota; Viridiplantae; Streptophyta; Magnoliopsida; Lamiales; Orobanchaceae
Source: the annotation of a GenBank genome assembly